Scomber scombrus (Atlantic mackerel) is the source of this 2338-nucleotide messenger RNA. RefSeq names its product kizuna centrosomal protein (gene kiz). NCBI's taxonomy places the organism in Eukaryota, Metazoa, Chordata, Actinopteri, Scombriformes, Scombridae. The record is from RefSeq and is a predicted model, not a curated record. Gene Ontology annotation, biological process: spindle organization. The transcript has 14 exons. Bases 33 to 2309 code for a protein of 758 amino acids. Gene Ontology annotation, cellular component: centrosome.
CGGCUCUGCUCUCUGCAGCAGAACCUAAGCGGAUGAAAUUGGCAAGCAUGGCUCGCAGUGAGGACCAAUAUUAUGAAAAGAUAACAACUCUUCAGCAAAGCCUGCAUAAAAGGGAGAAGCGGCGGCUGGAGCUGGAGAGGGAGCUGUUUACUUACUCCAGAUCUGAUAAAAGAAUCUCACAGAUAAAGUGUUCCAAACUGCGCAGUUAUCUCAAGGAAAUCUGUGACAGGGAAGCACGAGCGAAAAUGAGAAACCUUGAGCUUCUGAGAGAUGUGGAGUGCAUAGAAAUUAGCAUGAAGGUAUACAGUCCUGACCAUGCCCCCCUGCAACAACAAAAGGCUGAGUUUCUGAAUAAGAUUUCCAGAUUCAUGGAAGCAAGGGAGAAAACAGAGCAAAAGGUUGAACCAGUAAAGGGUGAAUCUGCACACAGACAGUACCACGACAUCUCUCUCUCUCACACGGCUAAGGAUUUUACACAACCACCGACUGUAAUUUUUAUGGGCCGCCAGACCUCCAGAGGGUCUGACGCUGAGCCUGGCACCACAAGUGUACACUUACACCAAGCAUUGCACCGUUCACCCAAUCGCAGCGUGCACUCCCGCGAACGUCUACCAAGUGGCCUUUUGAAGGACUUCAGAGUUAGCGGAGAGGAUGCCGCCAGCAACCGAGCACAUUUAUCAGAUGACAUUUCAGGCUCAAACGAUUCUCCUGACGGCUAUAAUUUGAGUGACAAACAUGAAAGAACGAUGGCUGUGCUUCCAGCUGGCAAUGUGCCUUUUGGAAGUGAUGAUGAGCGAGAACCUUCACCUGUAGUGACCUUGACGAGGCCUGAGAGGAAGCCGACUCCCAGCAGCAGCAGCAGCAGUAGUCCCUUAAGGGCUGAGAAUCCCCCCGCAGAACACACUGAUUCCCAAGAGGUGGCUCAUCAGCCCCCCGUAAUGGAGGAUGCAGAGAGAGUGCCUGAAACCACUUUUGGAAAACAAUCUCAAGAAACAGCAGGUAGACAAGACAGUGCCAGCACACCCAGUUCUGAUGUGCAGCUGUCAGAGAGCAGUGCUAGUGACCUGUCCAUAUCUCUGACCCAAUCUGAGCUGGAGGAGGAUCUACCCGAGGGUGUGGCCCCUGAGAGGAAUGGCACUUCUGAAGGGAGUCCCGCAUCAUCCCUCCACUCUGACGGAUCCAGGAACACACCUCAAUUAAACUGUGAAACCACACCUCCUGCUGUGACCUUGGAAAGACUCUCACAGGAAGGACUUUUUAAUCUGCUAGACGGCAUCGAAGGACGACUCCAUGGUGAACAGACGAGCGUGUACGGGGAUUCUUCUAUUGAUGGAAUGCAACUUGAUAGAAUUAUCAGCCUUUGUAACGGUGGAGCGGGCUUGAAUGACGAGGACCUUGAAGCAUGUGGAGCAGUCUUCCUUCAUGAGCUUCAGAGGUUGUCAUGGAGCACAGCAAAGGGCUGCCUGCUAUCACAGGAUCUAGUGACUGCUCACCAGUCCAGCACUGAGCCUAAUGAAAUCAGCACCAGCCUCCCUCCUGAUGCCGCUCGGCUGUGGGAUCGCUGGUUCAAGCACGCCCUUCUGCUCAAGGAGCGCCGUGUCCUCAGCACUGAGCGUUCAGUCCAGCUGUUCACGCCGCUGCUGCUGGAGCGCCAUGCCACCUACAGCCACCAGGCCAAAGUGUUGCUGAGGACACUUCUGUCCCGGUCCAGUGAGGAGUGCCCGCCGGCAGAGGACGAGAGCGACUUGUCUUCUUCGUGUGGCCCUUCUUCGCUCCCGGUUGACGAUGGCAAUGUGAAACAGAGAAAGCAACAGAAGCAAUGGAUCCAAGGACUACAAAGUACUGAAGAGGACAGCCAGGACGAAAGCCCUGUGGAAAGUGUUCCUAUUAGAGAGACAAAAGCAUAUCAGUUACUUAAACAAUCAGCCAUGCAGGAAAGGCUGCAGAGUUCUGAAGAGGAGGAGGAAGAGGAUGGCCUCUCAGGAAAGAGAAGAUUAACUCAAAGGUUUAUUCUGCACUACAGUCUAAAGCUUUCUGGGGGGAGUCAGAUGACAGCGACUCAGAGAUUGAAGCAGCCCUACGUCCUCAACCUUUCAACACAAACACUGAUGACAUUGAUGACUUCUAUGACUGAUAUUUCUGUGGAGAUAUUUUUUAAAUGCACCACAUUAUAUCACAGCACAAUUUCAGGCAGAUUGGCUCAUAGUAAUUUACCCCCUGACCAUUGUUUUAGUGGUCUGCGUUGUAAAUCAUAUGCACACUGUAUCGUAAAAACAAAUAAUAAAGUUGACAGCUCUCACACUGGGUAAAGUAUGUGAAGAGUUGUCCAACACUCUGA